Messenger RNA from Ictalurus punctatus (channel catfish), 3755 nucleotides. RefSeq names its product transmembrane protein 30B (gene tmem30b). Lineage: Eukaryota; Metazoa; Chordata; Actinopteri; Siluriformes; Ictaluridae. The record is from RefSeq and is a predicted model, not a curated record. The coding region runs from base 187 to 1212 and encodes 341 amino acids. The transcript is spliced from 8 exons. Gene Ontology annotation, biological process: phospholipid translocation. Gene Ontology annotation, cellular component: Golgi apparatus; endoplasmic reticulum; plasma membrane.
UACAGGAAGUCAGUUCCAGUUUCAGGUAGUAUUACAGGUAACGUGUAAGGUGUUUGGGCGUUAUUUCAUCGUCGACGAUUUUUCUUUUUCUUUUUUUUUGGUAAAAGAUACAACAGCAAUAAGUUUAAACUCGGUUUCUUUGCACAGUUUGAUUCAAUUCCUCGUGGGCUUAAAGGUAGUGUCAGGAUGAAGACCGAGCGGUCGAUGGCCAAUAGGCCAGAUAACACCGCAUUCACACAGCAGCGACUUCCCGCCUGGCAGCCCAUUCUGUCUGCCGGCAUCGUCAUCCCUGGCUUCACUCUCAUCGGCCUGGCCUUUAUCGGCAUUGGAGUGGCGCUCUUUGUCACCUCACACAACAUCAAAAUGCUAGAGAGGGAUUACACAGGCAGUUCGAACGAUUCUAACUGCCUCCAGUGCACCAACCCUACUACAAACUGCGUAUGUGCGGUCAAUUUCUCCUUCAGUGAGCUUUUUGAGGGCCCUGUCUUCUUCUAUUAUGCCCUGUCUAAUUACUAUCAGAACUACAGAUCAUACGGAGUGUCCGUAGACCCCAACCAACUGGUGGGGCAGACACAGUACAUUCAGUCUCCAGAAAGCACCUGCUCUCCUUAUCAGAAGGAUUCCAGUGGGAAAUCUAUUGUUCCCUGUGGAUCCAUAGCGAACAGCAUGUUCAAUGACUCCUUUAAGCUGUACCAGAUUGUCAAUGGGCAGAAGAUGCCGGUUCCAUUUGACAGGAAAGGAAUUGCAUGGUGGACGGAUUACAAUGUCAAAUACAGGAAUCCUGCUCCUGUCAACGGCUCCUUUGCUCAGGCUUUUGCCGGUACAACAAAGCCCAUAAACUGGCCAAGUCCAGUGUACGAGCUGGACCCAAAUGACCCUGCCAAUAAUGGUUUCCUGAACCAGGACUUCCUGGUGUGGAUGAGGCGUGCAGCACUUCCUAACUUCAGGAAGUUGUACGGGCGAAUCACAGGGGGAGUUUAUGCAGAUGGCUUGCCUGCGGGUAACUAUACCUUAGAGAUCAACUACAAUUAUCCUGUUCAGAGCUUUGAUGGGAAAAAGACAGUGGUGUUCACCAAUGUUUCCUGGAUGGGAGGAAAGAAUCAGUUCCUGGGCAUUGCCUACCUUGUAAUGGGUUCUCUCUGUGUUGUCAUGGCAAUAGUCAUGCUCAUCGUUUAUGCAAAAUUCAAAUUUUCAGACGACGAUAGUGCAUAAUGUGGUUGUACUUGCGGAUGUAGUGUGAAAGAUUGUGUAUUGUCACCUUUAGUUCUUUUGCUAGUCCUCAGAACGUCCCAGCCAGAUCACAGGUUUUGCUAUUUCUGUUCACAGGUUUUGCUAUUCUAUUUUGAUCAGUGUUUUAGAGCUAUUCGUAACAUUUUACAGGUUUGAUUCUGAAACAGAGUAAAAUACUCUACCACGAACAUACGGAGUACACUGUACACAUACAGAGUACAUAUGGUAAAUAAGGCAGAUCGAUUAACAAAUCAGUUGAACUAAAGGUGAAGAAAUAUUUUUUUUAUCCAGGAUUUAAGAAAAAAUACAGCCUUGCAUAAUAGGCUCUAUAAUUAAUGUCAGUGGCAUCCAAGAUUCCGAGUUGUCUUUCUUUUUCUUUUUUUUGGUUUAAACUUCUUUCAUGAACAUAUUGAUCUCUAUUAUCACUGUUUUCACUACAUUACCCACAAUGCCAUUUGAUUACCUGCUGAUAGUGGUACCGUUCUACCUAAUGAAAGCGAUGCAGCAGCACUUUAAUCCUUUUAGUCUGUCCAACUCUCACAUCCUCAUCUGUACACUCUGCUCAAACGGUUCAGCUUUGUACAUGUACCAUCAUGCCCGUCAUCUCGUAGUCACCAGCGAGCUAAGCCAAGUUUUUGCCAUAACUCAGUGCAACCACAUAGUGUAACGGCAUGUCCUUCUGGAGCUUUGAAUUUAAUGUUUGCCGUCGCUAGUACUUCUACAUAAACAGCAGAACCUGAGCAUUAUCGCUUACUAUAUGUCUGAGAGCAUUUAAAUUAUUUCUCCUAUUAAACGCCAUUGGAACUGUGCUAGUAAUGUGAUGCGUUUCCCACAUGUGACAUCAGCACGUCACGACACUAGCGUCUAACAACAAAUAAUGAAAAUACAGCACCAACCAGCAAAUUAACACAAGAAUCCCUAAGCACAUCACAUAUAUAUUUCAAUAGAAGCAUAUUUAAUGUGUCUCAAGGUGGAGUUUUCUUUGAAAUGAUACACUGACUCCAAAUUAGACACAAAUUAGAGGCAGAUCCCAUUGUCUUACAAAAAAAACAACACAUGGACGUUAAUACAUUUAAUGUUAAACAUUUGCUGUCCUCAAACUAAUUUUUUCCUUCCUCUUCACUCUUCGUUUGUAUUUGUGCUCAGAAAGAUGAGUAGUACUCUUAGGCUCUGGUUGCCACAAAGCUUGGCAUCAGUGUGAUUCAUAGGGAAUGUUUGUAAGCUAAUUUAUCUCCUUCAAAGUAUAUUAAAAUCCUUACAGCCCUAGUUGAACGCAACCACGCUGAUUUUUCUAUCUCAGUGUUUAUUUAAUUCCAAGUAAACAAUCAUCUUAAUUCACCCCAUAUAUGAGGAUUUGUGACUGUUACUAAGCAUGCGUGAUUUAAAAUUAUUGAGCUUUAAAAUGAGUAUGUUUACUUUCCUGACUUUGUUAUUAAGCCAAAUCUAAUGACAAUUUAUUAAUUAUCUGAAAUGCAUCAUUUAGCUGUAUUAUCAGAAAUAGUCCUAAUUUAAGAUUAAUUAAUUAUAUGCCUUUUGUAUUCUAGGGCUUUUUUUCAGAGAAACGCUUUACCUCUGCGUUCAAAACUUCUCUCUUUUUUAAAAUCAGAUGGUAGUGGGUGAGGACCUUUCAGGGACUGCUGCACUUUUGUUUUUUUAUACAUUGUUGUCUCAGGGUGUGUAAAAUCUGGGUAAAUGUUUUUGUUUUUAUUUUUUAAAUUGCUGUUUUGUAACUGUGUUGGAAAAGCCAAGCUUAUGCCAGUGUAACACAACAUUGCCUUACUUGUAUUCAUGCCAACUUCAGUGACUUUCAGAUAGAGAUAAAGGUGCAGUAUGGGAGAACUUGUGUAUUUAAAAGCUUUAUAUUGCUGUGAUGAGCAAAAAAUCAAUGCAUUUAACCCUCUUUCUCUGAAUUGCAGCUUUAAGGUCAAAAUCUAGGUGUUGAGUCAAUUUCUAUUCAAUGGUAUGAUCCUAUCUCGACACUCUUUUCAACAAGCCCUCAUAGGAUCUGUUCAGGCCCUCAUAGAUAUAGACUUCAGGAGUAGAACUCACCCGGAAUCAUUGUGUUCUGAUGCAAUUUAAUUUCUGGUUCUGAUAAAAAGGCAGACAAAGCUGUAUAUGUGAAUUCACAAAAUGUAUGUUACACUCACACUUCUCAAAAACAUACUGCAUUACAAUGUUUACUUGGACUGUUAAUUGGCUCACUAGCUCAUGCUAGCCUAGUACCCAUUAGGUGACAAAGAUUUAAAAGAAAGUUUGUAGGAAAUGUCUUCACUCAGGUGUGUUUCUAUUUUAAAAUUGGCCCUUGUUUAGCAAGUGGCCACUUGUGUGAUGUAGGUGUUCAAGAAGUGAGGGGAUGUCUGAGGCAUGUUUAAAUAUUUAGUAUUGAAGCAGGGUCUGCUAUGUUACGGUUAGUGCCAUGUCAGAUAAAUGUUUGUUUCCAAUUUAAAACAAAAUGUAUGUUUAGUAGAAUUACAAUUUUGAGUGAUGACGUUGCUUUAUUUAGAAAUAAACAAUCUGAAAUCUGA